Messenger RNA from Dunckerocampus dactyliophorus (ringed pipefish), 1537 nucleotides. It is a transcript of the gene cnot8, whose product is annotated as CCR4-NOT transcription complex, subunit 8. The transcript has 7 exons. The record is from RefSeq and is a predicted model, not a curated record. Gene Ontology annotation, cellular component: CCR4-NOT core complex; P-body; CCR4-NOT complex. The coding region runs from base 199 to 1056 and encodes 285 amino acids. Lineage: Eukaryota; Metazoa; Chordata; Actinopteri; Syngnathiformes; Syngnathidae. Gene Ontology annotation, molecular function: nucleic acid binding; poly(A)-specific ribonuclease activity.
AGGCACUGGCAGACGCAAACGGAAACCACGAACAAGUCCGGCGCGGCACUUGCUAGUAGCUCGACUGGUAACGUCGAGGAAUUCUUCUGAUAUUUUUUAUUUCCUCAUCACACCAUCCUCCCUCCCUUCCUUCCUUAACGCCCCCUACCAAAGCGCCGCAGAGUUGUCGAGGUCUUCAAGCUCUCGCCACCUGCCAACAUGCCGGCCGCACUUACUGAUGCCAGUCAGAUAAUCUGCGAGGUCUGGGCCAGCAACGUGGAGGAGGAAAUGAGGAAAAUACGCCAGAUAAUACAAAGCUACAACUACAUCGCCAUGGACACAGAAUUCCCUGGAGUCGUCGUGCGGCCGAUCGGCGAGUUCCGCAGCACGGUGGACUACCAGUACCAGCUGCUGCGGUGUAACGUGGAUCUCUUAAAGAUCAUCCAGCUGGGUCUCACGUUCAUGAAUGAGGACGGCGACUACCCGCCAGGCACGACGACGUGGCAGUUCAACUUCAAGUUUAACCUCACAGAAGACAUGUACUCACAGGACUCCAUAGACCUGCUGCAGAACUCGGGUCUUCAGUUCAAGAAACACGAAGAGGAAGGCAUCGACACGCUCUACUUCGCCGAGCUCCUCAUGACGUCGGGACUGGUGCUGUGCGAGAAUGUCAAGUGGCUCUCCUUCCACAGCGGGUACGACUUUGGCUACCUGGUGAAGUUGCUGACAGACGCCCGGCUACCCGAGGAGGAGCACGACUUCUUCCAGAUCCUCAACCUUUUCUUCCCCGCCAUCUAUGACGUCAAGUAUUUAAUGAAGAGCUGCAAGAACCUCAAGGGCGGGUUACAGGAAGUGGCGGAUCAGUUGGAACUGAAAAGGAUUGGGAGGCAGCAUCAAGCGGGUUCUGAUUCGCUGCUCACGGGGAUGGCGUUCUUCAGGAUGAAAGAGCUUUUCUUUGAGGACAACAUUGACGACGCAAAGUAUUGUGGGAGGUUGUACGGCCUGGGCUCCGGCUCCAGCCAGCCCCAGAAUGGCAUCUCCAGCUCGGGUCAGGAGGAGACCAACAACAAGCACUGACAGUUGCACUUUUUAAAAAAACAAAACAAAAUCUUCACAUGACCAACCUGUCUAUUCAGGUCUCUUCACAGCAGACACUUUCUGGGAUCAGCACACGUUUUUCUUUUAGAGGCUUUUACCGAGUAAACAGUCAAGUAUCCAGAACCCUUUUAAAAUCUUUUUUUUUUUUUGGAUGUAGCAGUGUGGGACCAGCGCCUGUUUUUUCCACCAGCGGCACUCACUUCUUUUUAAAAGUGAACACGGCCGGAAAGGGCCUGUAAAUUAAGAAACAUUUUUUUGAUGCAAAAUAAAAAUGUUUUAGCAUUUCUCCACAGCCCUUUACAUGAAAGGUUUUAACAGUGAGCAUGCUUCCUCCUUUGGACAAACUACUGUUCUCAUUCAUUGUCCAGCGUCAGCUUCACGAUGUUGUGGUUACCGUUUGUUUUACGUUCUGCAUUGUUUUAAACAGUUGUAUAUUAAAUUGUUUUCUAUUUUACAUGUA